AUGUCGGAUCCAUAUCGACUCGAGUGCGGAGUGAGGCAGGGUGGUUUGACUUCCCCAACCCUCUUCAACCUGUACAUCAACGGGCUGAUAGCAGAGCUUAGUAGUCAACAUGUCGGCUGCCACAUUGAUGGUGUGUGUGUCAACAACCUAAGUUACGCGGACGACAUGGUGCUACUGAGUGCUUCGGUGUGUGGUUUGAGACGGUUAAUACGGACGUGCGAGGAGUAUGCAGGUGGCCACGGUUUAAUAUACAAUGUUAAGAAGAGUCAGUACAUGGUGUUUGAGGCGGUGGGGGCGAGAUGUCCGAGUAGUGUGCCACAGGUUAAGUUAAAUGGUAUCCAUCUUGCUCGUGUUGACAGUUUUAAAUAUCUGGGGCAUAUACUCACCACGGACCUUAGGGAUCAUGCUGACAUGGAAAGGGAGCGUAGGGCAUUGUCUGUUAGAGCAAAUAUGCUCGCCCGUAGGUUUGCGCAAUGUUCGAGGGGGGUAAAAGUUGCGCUUUUUAAAGCGUACUGUACUUCACUGUACUCGUGCAGCUUAUGGGCUGAUUAUAGUCAAACUUGUUACAGUGCACUCCGCGUCCAAUAUAAUAAUGCGUUCAGGGCAGUGUUGGGGCUAUCCCGUCGUUGUAGCGCGUCGGGAAUGUUCAUGGAGGCGCGCACUGACGGCUUUCAUGCGACUAUGCGUAAGCGAGCUGGCGCUCUCGUGCGCAGAGUGCGGGCUAGUUCCAACAAUGUCCUGGCAAUGAUAGCGCAGAGACAUGAUUGUCUCAUAAUUAGGAAUUGCUGCGACAGGCAUAUUUCAGUGCAUAUACCACCGAGAGUGCUUUAG
Messenger RNA from Spodoptera litura, 831 nucleotides. Lineage: Eukaryota; Metazoa; Arthropoda; Insecta; Lepidoptera; Noctuidae. The record is from RefSeq and is a predicted model, not a curated record.